GAUAUUCUUGGAUUUGUAUUAUCGUUCACCUAGCAACUAAGAUAAUACUGAUAAAUUACCCUCGUUCCGCCACAAUUAAGCUUUUUCUGUCUAUGUCAUACAAUAUUUAGAAGGUAUGCGUAACCCUCAGAACAUAAAACAAACAUCCUGGAAAUAAUUAUAAAAGUAUUUAGAAUAUAGCAUAAGUAUCCUUUUAAAAAAAAUGAAGAUCUUUGUGAUAAUGUUAUUGUUUAUUUUCGGCGUAAACAGCGAUGAUUCAAUUUUUAAAGAUUUGAAAUCAUAUUAUGAAUUUAGAGAAGAUUUUGAAAGAGACACUGAAUUAUUCAAUUUUACUUUGGCAAGACCAGUAUUAAGGACAUAUUUCGAUCCAACAAAUUUUCCAUUCAAGAUUAAACCAAUAAAAGAAUCUAUUCAAUUCAGUUUCAUUUUAAAUGAAAAUUUUGAUUAUUCAAUUACCACCACUUAUGAUUUUAAAAUAGUAGCUCAAGAAGGUGAAGAGAAUUAUUAUAGUAAAGCAGUUAAAAUUGUAGUCAUAAAAGUAAAUAAGUAUAAACCAUAUUUUCUUCAAUAUAAUGAUACUAUAAAUUUAGAAGAGGAAAAAAUUCAUGGUGAAGUUUUAAGUAUAUUGGCCAAAGAUGAUGACAAAAAAGAUUUUAUUAAAUGUUAUAUUGAAAACAUUGACAAACUAGACAGUAAGUUCUCACUACUGGAAAUGCCAUUAAGUAAAGAUGAAAGGCCUCUUAAUAAUGUCACUCUGAAAAAUAUAGAAAAAUUAGAUUAUGAAUCAAUGACUUCUUAUAGAAUUGUGAUAAUAGUCAAGGAUAAUCAACAUGAAGAACGUGAUAUGAAACUAGAAGGAACUGAAUUUUCAAAUAAAGCAAUUAUAUAUAUCAACAUUGUUGAUAUAGAUGAUCAAAACCCAACUUUUAUUAAAGAUUGUGGUGUACAAAGGAUAAGAGAGCAUUCUUAUGGUACUGUGGCUGUUGUCCAUGCUAUUGAUGGAGAUCGUGGCAUUAAUAAUCCUAUUCAAUACAGCAUUGAUGAAAAUUUGCAAUCUUCAUAUUUUGGAAUAAGAAAANAUUUUGAAAUUUUUGUU
This is a messenger RNA of Centruroides sculpturatus (bark scorpion), 1096 nucleotides long. RefSeq names its product cadherin-23-like. Gene Ontology annotation, cellular component: membrane. Lineage: Eukaryota; Metazoa; Arthropoda; Arachnida; Scorpiones; Buthidae. The record is from RefSeq and is a predicted model, not a curated record. Gene Ontology annotation, molecular function: calcium ion binding. Gene Ontology annotation, biological process: homophilic cell-cell adhesion. The annotation marks the transcript as partial. The transcript has 10 exons.